Mizuhopecten yessoensis (Yesso scallop) is the source of this 2323-nucleotide messenger RNA. RefSeq names its product monocarboxylate transporter 4-like. The transcript is spliced from 6 exons. Gene Ontology annotation, molecular function: monocarboxylic acid transmembrane transporter activity. Gene Ontology annotation, biological process: monocarboxylic acid transport; transmembrane transport. The coding region runs from base 379 to 1833 and encodes 484 amino acids. Lineage: Eukaryota; Metazoa; Mollusca; Bivalvia; Pectinida; Pectinidae. The record is from RefSeq and is a predicted model, not a curated record.
GCUCUGUUGACCAACGGAAAUUGAUUAUGUAGAGCUAGGUGGUAUCUGCAAGUUUGAUAUAGAUUUGUGGACCAUUUAAAGCCUGAACACUGUAGGUAACAUGUCUGCCAGCUGUACUUGUCGUUAUUUUAAUUUGUUGGACUGACAUAAUGUGACGACAGUUAAUAAAUUUAGUAUAUUAAAUGCUUUCUGCAUAAAUAAGAGAAGUCGGGGACAAUAUUAAAAUGCGUCAGCUGACGCACGCUGCAUCUAUACCUCCAGUUAUGUGUGCCAGGGACGACUGACGGAUACUGCAUCUAUACCUACAGUUAUGUAUACCAGUGAUGACUAAAGGAUACUGGUGAAGGACUGACGAGAUAAAACAUCCGUUUAAGGAGAAUGCGGGAACGUCGACUUUCCGUGGCGGACAAGGGAUGGUCCUGGGCUGUGAUGGCAGGCUCGUUCGGCGCGCAUAUGGUCUCCGGUUGUUUCCUAUAUGCCGUCGGUGUCAUACAUAACGCCAUCUUAGAAAGAUUUGAUGAGGAAGUGGGUAAAACGGCCUGGGCUGCCGGUUUAUUCCUGGGUAUGUUAUCUCUGACAGGUGUCCUAGCCAGUGCCCUGAUCAACCGGUACAGCUGUCGAGUGACCAUGAUCAUCGGGGCUAUCAUAAUGUCAAGCGGGUUUGCUGUCUGUGCGGUUGUCCCAUCCCUCGACUUGGUCAUCCUCUUCUUUGGAGGAAUUGGGGGCAUUGGGGGAGGUUUGACGUAUUCGGCCUCAGUGGUAGUCCUCGGGUUUAACUUUCACUACAAAAGGAAUAUAGCUAGUGGUAUUGCUGUGUCAGGGUGUGGUGUUGGCGUCUUCGUCCUAGCUCCGGUAGUAGAGGCUGCCCGAGAGGCAUACGGCAACAGAGGAUUCUUCUUCAUCAUAGCCGGCAUCGCUCUGCAUCAUGCCCUGUUUGGAUGUCUAUUCUUUCCAUCUAAACUAGAAUCUGAACGAAAACAAAUUCGGCAUCAAAAGUCCUUAAGCAAAAAAUCUAAAAAUAGAUUUUAUAUUUUAAAAACUAUUUUACAUUCUUUUGCCAUUCUAAAACAGUUGUCAUUGCUUUGUUUUUGUCUAAGCAUGUUUUUUGCAUGUGUCGGAAUUUACCUUGUGUACGUACAUUUCCCCAGGUAUGUAAUAGAGAUGGGUUCGUCACCAUUAAAUGCAUCUUUCCUUAUGGCUAUAGGAGGACUAUGUAAUUGUAUUUCUCGUGUAUUAGUUGGGAUGGCUGCUAAUUCUGAAAGUAUUAAUGAAAAUGUAAUGUAUUUUGGAACAUUUGGCCUGCUAGGUUUAUCGACUUUGCUCUUCCCAUUGUAUGCCUUUACGUAUGGAGGCCAACUCGCCUAUGCAAUAUUCCUUGGAUUGUAUUCCGGAUGUUGCUACUCCAUCAUCAACACACUGAUUAUACAACUUGUCGGUAUAGAGGAAUUAGCCACAGGCUUCGGAAUAUGCAUGUUCUUUUGUGGUAUUGGUUCAAUAAUAGGACCACCCCUUGCAGGUGCAAUCGUCGACAAUGGUGGAUCAUAUGAAAAUUCAUUUAUUCUAGCAGGAUUUUGUAUCACAAUAGCUGCUGUUUUGGGACUGGCGGUAUCAUGUUUCAACAAGACAGGAGAAUCGUUUACUCACGACAAUCAGGAAAUCACUGUAGAUACCAGUGAUGAUAUGCUGGUAGGAAACUGUGACACUGCAAAGAAUGUCUUAGGAGAAUCUUUUAUAGAAAAACCACCGGUUAUUAUUGUCACUACGACUGAUUACGUUAACAGUACGGAAAGUGAGGAAGUAAAUGGAUUUUUACUAGGACAACAAAAGACGUGACAGCAUUUGGUCGUAAAAAAAUCACUAUUGAUAAACCACCUAUGAUGUCAAAUGAAAUAAAUGAAUAUAUCUUCUGCUGUAUUAGUUAAUAUGGUAAAUUUAUUUAUAAAUACUUUUAACAUUCCUCUUCCUAUAAUUUUAUGUCUUCAAAAUUCAAUACAUUCAAUCAAUAUAUCAGGUGUAGCUCAACAUUGCAAUAUAUAUGCCAACAUGUGUAUACUUUUCUUUUUUCAUAUUUGCUGACGUAUGUUAGUUAGUUAAAUUGCCGCAAUGGUGUUUUACCAACGACAUGGAAAUAAUAAUUUAAGUAUUGUUAUAAGAAUGUUGUUUUGUUUAUAUUUGCUAACUGCUUUCAAAUAUGAAAAUGAAUGGAACGUGAUAUUUACCUUCUCGGAAGUACAUUAUAUGAUUUAUAUUAAAGGGUAUUUCGUUAUUGAUAAUAAACGUUAUCUCCCCCUCUAAGGAACAAAAUGUUUGAAGAAAUGCUAGU